UAAUAAUAUUUUAGUAGUAAUAACAAAGGCCAAAACCUUAAACCAGCGCUGUAGGUAGGUACCUAUCUAGAUAGUAAAUGACUAUUUAAUUCUAAACUAUUUAGGCAUUACUUAUUAUAUUGUUAUUAUUUAGUGUAUUGAAUUACCAAAUAAACAUAGAGUUUAGUUAACUUAAUUAUUAUUACGAGGUAUCACGAUGUUGUCGAUUUCGUUGUUUCGUUGAAUUUGAAUUUCUACGACUUUCUGCAGUGGACAGUGUAAAAGAAGACGUUUUGAAUAGCUCGCUAAACAAACGGCCUUGCAACUCGACUACAAGAGGUACGCGAUUACGACAAUCCUCUCCGAACGUGAAUUUCGUCUCAAAUUAAGGGCGACAGUAUGGAGGAGUUCAAGACAAGAGUUAAGAACGAAGGCGAUAUGGAUGCAUGGGAAUUGUCAGAAGCAUACGACGAUUAUGUUGGAUUCAUAAUAGCCAUGAACAAGUCUGUGUAUGCCAUACCAUUGAACAAAACUUUGACGUUGUCAAAUGAGGUUUCACAGUUAUUAAGUGUAUUAAACACAAUUGAUGAUUGGAUUACGGAAGUGGAACCAUUGAAAGAGAGCUGUAGGUUUGGAAAUAAAGCUUUUUCUACAUUUUACAAUUUAUUAAAAAUGAGAUUACCCGAAAUAUUGUCAAAGGAACUGUCAUCAGUUGACCAACAAAACAUUAUUGAGCUAACCGCUUAUAUUGUUGACAGCUUUGGUAAUCCAACUCGUAUCGAUUAUGGCACUGGACAUGAAAUGUCAUUUUGUAUGUUCUUGUGUGGCCUAUACAAAGUAGACAUAUUGAAACAAAGUGACAGUAAAGCUACAGUCAAUGUACUGUUUUCAAGAUAUUUAGAAAUAGUUCGUAGACUUCAACUCAGGUAUCAAAUGGAACCAGCUGGAAGCCACGGUGCUUGGAGUUUAGAUGACUACCAGUUUGUACCUUUUGUUUGGGGUAGUGCACAACUAAUCGAAAACCCAGAUUUUAAUCCAAAUUUGUUUGUUGACGAAAAAUGUGUACAACAGUUCAAAUCAAAGUAUAUGUUCCUCGGAUGCAUUGAUUUCAUAAUGCAAGUAAAAAAAGGAUUGUUUCAUGAACAUUCUAACCAACUUUGGAAUAUUAGCGGUGUUCAAAGUUGGAAUAAAAUCAACGAAGGUCUAAUAAAAAUGUAUAAAAAAGAGGUCCUGGGAAAAUUUCCAAUCAUUCAACAUGUACCUUUUGGAAAUUUAUUUAAUUUUAAACAAUGCAUAAAAAAAAAACCGUUUGCCACAACUUCAGUGAUGAAAACUCCCGCACUGUCACUAUUGGAAAAAUUAAAGAAAACUGACCAAUCAGUGCCAAACAGUAAAUAAGUAAAUUGUUGUCACAUUUGUUUAACUUAUACAAAUGUGUUUAUACUUGAUGUGAAUUAAUUAUAAUCAGCUAUAUCUUAAACGUUUUCUACAAGUUCAAUAAAAUUACAAACUUAAUAUUACAAGA
Messenger RNA from Myzus persicae (green peach aphid), 1504 nucleotides. RefSeq names its product serine/threonine-protein phosphatase 2A activator-like. The transcript is spliced from 6 exons. Lineage: Eukaryota; Metazoa; Arthropoda; Insecta; Hemiptera; Aphididae. Gene Ontology annotation, cellular component: cytoplasm; nucleus; protein phosphatase type 2A complex. Gene Ontology annotation, biological process: mitotic spindle organization. Gene Ontology annotation, molecular function: protein tyrosine phosphatase activator activity; peptidyl-prolyl cis-trans isomerase activity. Bases 379 to 1377 code for a protein of 332 amino acids. The record is from RefSeq and is a predicted model, not a curated record.